Molecule: messenger RNA, 2820 nt
Organism: Nasonia vitripennis (jewel wasp)
Lineage: Eukaryota; Metazoa; Arthropoda; Insecta; Hymenoptera; Pteromalidae
Product: low-density lipoprotein receptor-related protein 6
Exons: 5
Coding region: 248-2368 (706 amino acids)
Source: RefSeq, a predicted model, not a curated record
AAUCAGCGGCCUGAUACCGUUCCACAAUAUUUGUUAUAAUUUCCCGGCAACGGGUGCAAGAAGCGCUGCUACACGAAUCCCGUAAAGUCACAUUUUCAUUGUAUACUGCGCAUCGCGAUCAGUGCCGAGGUAAAGCCACAUGUCAACGAGUUGUCAACGCUAGCGAAAAUUGGUUUUAAUGAUCGGUUAUCGAUAAUUCACCGAUUCUCCAAGUGGUGCUUAUCAUUUUUUUUUUUUUCGCGUGUCGAUGGCGAACGAAGCCACGAGCUGCGAGGAUAUGAGUCUCUCGACGCAUAACGAUGACUUGGUGUCCGAAGGGGAUGAACGUUCAACGAAGCAGUUCACGUUCGAAGAGAACCACGACCCAUACGAGACGAAAGCAUACUUGCAUCGAAAGUUUCCCGGUUUCGAAUUCAGCAAAACUUUCUUCGUCGUGCUCAGCCUGGUGGUGACGAUCUUCGUAAUCGGUAUCGUCGUCAUAGCGGUCAGCUUCAAAAGCUCAGUCGAUCCGAGCAAAGCGAGCAGCCAACAGCCCAACCUAGCGCGUUCGCUCGUCCUGAGCAGCAGCGCCGACGACAACCUGUGGAUCUUCGAAGUCGACAAUGGGAAGCACAGGGUCUUGCAGAAGACAAUCGACAAGGUAGUCGCCCUUGACACCUACGCCGACAAAACCGUUUUCUGGAGCGAGACCAAUAACGUUUCGAGGAUCGCGUCUCUGGCCGAUCGCGGCUUCCCGAACGUCAACCACAGCCUGAGGUGGAAGCCUCAGGCUGUGGCCCUGGACUACGUGACCGAGAAGAUCUACCUGAUCGACAGAGAGUCUGGCACUUUGAACGUCAUCGAUGCGACGGAUAGCGAGCGUUAUGGUGUGGUGAUGUCCAAUCUCGUUCAACCAGUGGAUCUGGCACUGGAUCCAGCGGAAGGACUCCUGUUCGUAGUACAACGAUCUUUGUCGAUAAUCCGAGCAAACAUGGAUGGCACUUCGUCGCGGCCUAUAAUAGAGAGUCCAAAGAUCUCAGCCCUGAGCAUCGACCGCAAGGCCACUAGACUCUACUGGGCCAACGACAAGGUCUCCAUCGAAUCCUCGGACUACGACGGCAGAAACCGCCAGCAAGUGAGCCCCAUUCCAAUGAGCGUGCGUAGUUUGGCCAUCUUCGAGAACCGACUGUUCUGGACGCGCGACAACCUCCCGGACGACGACUUCGUCUGCCCUUGCACUAACAUGCUCUGGUCCUGCACGAUAAUCCGCAAGAGCUGCGCGAAUCUGACGUCCCACAGGCUAAGCUUCCAAUCACCGGCUGUAGUCCGCACAGGCCUGGACCAGCAGCGCCGACAUGCUCAGAACAACCCUUGCCAGGGCGCCUCCAACGGCGGCUGUCAGCAAUUGUGCCUGCUGACUUCGCGAGGAAGCCACGACUGCGCCUGUCGCGUCGGCUGGCAGCUGGAGAAGAACGGCCGCAACUGCACCCGAGUAGGCAGUCUCCUGCUGUACGUCCAGGGCAGCUUCGUCAGGGCCAAAGUACUCGGUAGCAAAGUAGCUGCGCCGUUCAGUGACGCGCUGCUGCCCACGAGCUAUCGGGUCGACAGUCUGGAGAAGAAGCCGCUGAUACACUUCGAUUACGACAUGGCCACCGGGGACUUUUACUUCAGCGAUGACCAUAGCAUUUUCAGGAUGAACCUGAUAAAGGAUGACCAGCAGACCAAGAUAUUCAGCCUGGCCGGGGUGGACAACCACAAGAUCCGCGAUCUCGCUUUCGACUGGGCGCAGAACUGCAUUUAUUACGUUCAGGAGUCCCAGGCCGCCGCCUACAACCACACGAUCGGUAUGUUCAGCGUCCGGAAAGACUCGAGCAACCCGAGAAAGAAGAUCAUCCUGACCACGAGCUUCAAGAAGGAGCACUACAUAGACAGUCCGUUCUUCCUGCAAAUACACCCCGUGCACGAGUACCUCUUCUACACGGAACACAACGGCAACACCGACAACCUCGAGCGUCUAGGCACCAACGGCCGAGGCGCGAGGCUGCUCUCGGUGGUCUACGACACGAUGUUCACCUUCCUGACGCUGGAUCUCCGGCGCUCCAGAAUCUACUGGUCGAGCUAUGUCGAUACCAGUCUUAUCCGUAGCUUUGACCUCGACGGUUCCGAGGAACGAGUCGUGCAGGUCCGUGACGCGGUGAAGACUCCGAGCUCCCUGGCAGUCGAGGGCGACUGGAUGUACAUAGGUAACUACACGGAGAUCUGGAUGUUCAGCGAGAAGACCGGCGAGAACGCCACCAAGAUCGUUGCGCCCAGGUACGACGAGAAGGGCAAUCCGGAGUACCUCCACGGACUGGCGGUUUACGUCGAUGCUCUCAGGAGGAUCGACUGAGCGAUUAAACGAUACUUUCGAUACGCGAUAACAGUCGCUAGCUUAUUGGCGUUGAAUUUAACGUGAGACGUGCCAUAAUAUUAUACAACCAUUGAUGGGAUUAAUAGCUACACGUACAAUAUAUUUACACAAUUACUAAGCGUUACUGUUCGUGAAUUUCGACAGAAAAUUCUUUAUUACACACCCUGCAGGAUGACAACAAACUUUGCAUUUUAAUAUAAUGAUUGAUUGUACAGCGUUUUGAAUUCGUUCAAUAUAAUGUAAAAAUAUAUUUAUGUUUAAUGUCAAAGACUAUGAAAAAUCUAAUUAUUCAAUGCUGUUGGUCACUUGUUUCUAAGAACCAACCAUUCUCACACAAAUAAUAUCUAUUUUAUAUAAUACAAUAAAUUGUAAUUAUUUUGUAUCCAUCAAACGAGUUGUCUCAUACAUAAAAUAAAUUAAUUCAUCUAGAA